Rubroshorea leprosula is the source of this 1258-nucleotide messenger RNA. The record is from the annotation of a GenBank genome assembly. NCBI's taxonomy places the organism in Eukaryota, Viridiplantae, Streptophyta, Magnoliopsida, Malvales, Dipterocarpaceae.
ACUUUCUUUAAUUCUUUGUUUUGUGGUUGCAAAAAGGAAGAAGUUUUUGAACUCCAAUUCACCCCCCUCUUGGAGUGCAUUGAGCCAACAAUUGGUAUCAGAGCAAGGGCUCUAAUUUGAAGGUUUAACCACCUAGGAGUUGAUCAAGGAUGGCUCAAUUUCAAGCUUCUCAACCACUUGAAGGUUUGUCUACCAUUAACCCUCCUUUCUUUGAUGGUAAUAAUUAUAAUUAUUAGAAGAAUAGGAUGAAGGUCUACAUGCUUGCAAAUGAGCCUAGGCCAUGGAUUGUGACUAUAAAAGGUCCAUAUGUUCCCAUGAAAGUUGUUGGAGAAAAUGAGGUGCCAAAAGAAGAAGUUGAAUGGAAUGAUGAAGACUUGGGGAAGAUCAUGAUCAACAACAAAGCAAUCAACAUGCUUCAAUUUGCCCUCAAUCCAACGGAAUUCCAUAGAGUUUCUAGGUGUGAUACGGCUAAGGAGAUGUGGGACAAAUUAGCAAUAACACAUGAAGGAACAAGCCAAGUGAAAGAGUCAAAAAUCAAUAGACUCAUUCACAUGUAUGAGCUUUUCAAGAUGAAACCGGAGGAGAGCAUUCAAGAUAUGUAUACAAGGUCGAAUGAUAUAGUCACAAAUCUCAAAGCUCUUGGUAAAGUUUAUCCUUCUCAAGAAGUGGUGAGAAAGGUUCUUAGAAGCUUGCCUAAGAAUUGGGAAGCCAAGAAGACCUCAAUUGAAGAGUCUAAGGAUCUCAACACCCUUAAGCUUGAUGAUCUCAUUGGAAAAUUGAUGACAUAUGAGAUGGAUAUUCAAGUUGAUGGUGGAGCUGAAGUAGUUGAGAAGAGGAAGAAUGUUGCAUUCAAGGCUAGCAACCAAAAUGAAGAGAGUGAAGAUGAUGCUAAUAAUGAUGAAACUAGCAAUGAAGAGGACAUCACCAAAUUAGUUUCAAAGGAAGUGAAGAAAUACAUGAAGAAGAGCCUCAAAGGGACAUCCUCUAGAAGAAACAAGGAAAUUCACUACUCUAAAGGAAGAAUAUGUAGUGAUGGUGAUGAUAGAGGAAAGCCAAGCAAGAAGCAUAUCAAAUGCUAUGAGUGCGAUAAGAUGGAACACUAUGAGAUGAAUGCCCCAAAUUGAAGAAAGGCAAGAAAAACAAAGCAUUUGUUGCCACAUGGAGUAAUGAUGAAUGUAGCUCAUCUGGGAAAGAAGGCUCCUUGGAAGAUGAUGUGUCCAAUCCUUGCUUUAUGGCUCAAGAAAAUAGCUUCUUUGAU